Molecule: messenger RNA, 573 nt
Organism: Lucilia sericata (common green bottle fly)
Lineage: Eukaryota; Metazoa; Arthropoda; Insecta; Diptera; Calliphoridae
Exons: 1
Coding region: 1-573 (190 amino acids)
Source: RefSeq, a predicted model, not a curated record
AUGCGGGAUGCUUUAACACAUUCCUCUCGUCGUGAAGAUGAGAAUGUUCGUGAGUCUGAAAGAGUCCGGGAUGCCUUAGCACAUUCCUCUCGUCGUGAAGAUGAGGCUUUUCGUGAGACUGAAACACUCCGCGAUACUUUGGCGCAUUCUUCUCGUCGAGAAGAUAAGAAUGUCCGUGAGUCUGAAAGAGUCCGGGAUGCUUUAGCACAUUCCUCUCGUCGUGAAGAUGAGGCUUUCCGUGAGACUGAAAGGCUCCGCGAUGCUUUGGCGCAUUCUUCCCAAGGCGAAAAUGAGAAUUUUCGUGAGAUUGAAAGGAUACGGGAUGCUUUAGCACACUCUUCUCGUCGCAUGGAUCCAACAUAUCGUGUCAUGGAGCAACAGCGGAAUACAUUAGAACACUCUAUACAUCGGGAAAAUCAAGAGUAUAGAGAAAUGGAACGUACACGGGAUGCUUUGGCGCAUAUGUCGAGAAGAUCGAAUCCUAUUUUGCGAGCUGCAGAACAACGGCGAAACACCAACUCCCGAAUCCAGAAUGGAAAUGCUAACUAUAGACGCUCUUCGGCACACUCGUAG